UGCCAGCUGGUGGAACUUAUAUACCAGCUGUUGGAAUUUAUAUACCACCAAACCCUCCAAGAGAAGCACCUGCACCAGGACUACCUAAAACAUUUACAUCGUCACAUGGACAUAGACACAGGCAUGCACCAAAACCAACACAACAACCAACAGUUCAAAAUCCAGCACCACAACCAACAGUUCAAAACACUACACAACAACCAACAGUUCAAAAUCCAGAACCACCUCCACAACCAGCACAGCAACCAACAGUUCAAAACCCUGCACAACAACAACAACCACAAACAGAGCAAGGACAUAAAAGAAGUAGAGAACAAGGAAACCAAGAAUUCUUAA
Trichomonas vaginalis G3 is the source of this 336-nucleotide messenger RNA. RefSeq names its product protein of unknown function, DUF4106 family. The record is from RefSeq and is a predicted model, not a curated record. The transcript has a single exon. The annotation marks the transcript as partial. NCBI's taxonomy places the organism in Eukaryota, Parabasalia, Trichomonadida, Trichomonadidae.